AUGGUGCACGACUUCCGCGACUAUGCGCAGGGUGUGGUGGAGCGAUACCGUCUCUGGAACUUGCACGGCGAUAGAGGCGAAUUUGGGCGGCUGGCCGGCUACGAGGGCAUCCGAAGCGCCAUCCUGGCCGCCGAGGAUGUCUUCAAGGACCAUGUCGUGCUUUACAAGACGAUCUCUCUUUACGGAUGGUGGAUGGCCUGGCUCGCAUGGGGCGUCUUCAUCGAAGAGCCCCUGGUGUUUGACAACAGUCUCCUGGACAAGAGGCUUUUCUUUGCUCCGCUGCAGCUUCGGGUGUUCGAGGAUGGGAACAUGUUCCCCAGCUUCGUGCAAAAUGCUUCCGUUUGCUUGAGGUAUUCCGCCUUCAAAAUGGUGCGCGAAGCGGAUGCCGGCAGGGCAAAGCUGCUUGGGGAUGGCACGAUGUCCUACGGCUUCCACCGGGUCGGGAGCAAGCGCAAGAGGAAGCUCGUUUACGUGGUUCACUACCACCAAAUCGGCGACGACCUGCUGUAUCGAAGCUGCCAUGACUUGGUCUACUGCGAGUUGGACGACAUGAACAAGCGGGUCGCGCCCCUCUUGACUGAGAGUGAGCUCGCGCGGCAAGGGAUCGAGACGGGCAAGCAGUUUGCCGAGUACCUGGAUGCGAAGGUCGGCGCCUGGAGGGACUCGCAGCACCCGAGCCAUUUUGAUGGCCUGUUGGCGACGGUGGGGGUACCGGAUCGGCUCAUGAAAGCCAACCUCAACCUUUUGGGGUCUGCGACGACCGAUGCCUGGCAGACAGAGCGGCAAAGUGCCUGGGAGCAGUUCCUCGACCCGAUGAAGCCCGCCGCAGAUCUCACUGCCGAACUCAAUGGCCACAAUGGACAAGCUGGAGACCUUGGGGACAGGCUUCCGCUUCUCGAGCUCAUGCUCAGGAACUCCACGGAUGAUGUGAAGGAGAGGGUCCGCAACCUCCUUUCGCUGCUUCAGUGUGCCACUUUCAUGCGUUUUCGAAUGAAGGAGGCGAUUAUGGGCCCUUGCUGGCGAGGGAACCGUGGUCCUUUCCCUCUGGUGGUGGCGAAGCGGGACUUAGACGCCAUUGCCAGCCGACAGACGAAGGAUGCCAUCCGCCUGCUGGACCAGGACACGGCCAAGCACUCGGAGGACCUCGGCGAGGGAUGGAGCCGCGUCCUCCUCCAGAUGGUGUUCGCGCCCGAGCUGGCCGAUCGCUUGGCCUACGUCAGCACGAACUACCUGGCUAGCGACAAGUCGCCAGGGAACCUCGAACCCGAGUACAAGAACAUGAGCUUCACUCAGGCCUACGAGCUUCUCAAAAACAGGGAUGCUGGAGACGAGGUCACUGUCCGAGUGCUCAUGCGCCAAAGCCAGUCCCAUGAGUCUGCCCUGCCCACGUACGUUUCACAUGGGAAGGUUUUCCAGGAUCAGAAAUACAUGACCCUGGUGCAGCAUGUCCUGAAUGACAUGCGCGCCACCCUCUUGGGUGAGAUGGUCUUGCCGGAGCCGCAACCUCCCUGGUGGCUUUGGGCUACGUUGGGCGUUCUGGCUGCCGCUGUGGCGGCAGUUUUCCUGCGCUGGCGCUUCGCGGCAGCACGGCCGCGGGCGCGGCUCCUCAGCGACUCCGGUCUGGCUCUUGCUUCUGGGGGGUCGGACUCGGGCGUGGAGCUGACACACAAGAGCUUCGCCCAGUGA
Messenger RNA from Symbiodinium natans, 1686 nucleotides. The record is from the annotation of a GenBank genome assembly. Lineage: Eukaryota; Dinophyceae; Suessiales; Symbiodiniaceae.